GUGCACUGAAGCAAGAAGAUGUCACAAAGAUUGAACUUAUGUUUUGCUCUCCUGUUUUGCCUUUUGGCACUUGCAAGGGCUGAGUUGCAUUUAUACCAUCCCUUGAUGACACUGCACCACCAACCGACUUUGGCCAAAGUGGGUCAUCUGGUGGAUCAUGUGCCCACUGCGGUUUCCCACCAGAGCUCCACCAUCGUGCACCGCAGUAUUCCCAGGAUUACACCCCUACUGGCUCCUACUUUCAGGACCUCCUACCUGCACUAUCCCACCUGGAGUUAUCCGCUUUUUAAUGAGGCCAACACCCUGUACAGAAAGUAA
Messenger RNA from Drosophila rhopaloa, 318 nucleotides. RefSeq lists its product as uncharacterized. The record is from RefSeq and is a predicted model, not a curated record. NCBI's taxonomy places the organism in Eukaryota, Metazoa, Arthropoda, Insecta, Diptera, Drosophilidae. The transcript is spliced from 2 exons. The coding region runs from base 19 to 318 and encodes 99 amino acids.